AUGGUUGUGGUGUACGUCCCCGAGCUCUUAGAACUGGACCCGCCCAAAUGGGAGCUAAGUAAAGUGACCGAGUUCUUCCUCCUGGCUUCCGUGUCCUACGACCGCUACAUCGCCAUUUGCCGACCUCUAUACUACACGACCGCCAGAACCAGAAACUUUACUCCUGUCAUUCUUGGCCUCCAACUGGGCCUCUGUGGCUCCGCAGCCAUUGACCACUUAUUCUGUGACGUCUUGCCUCUGCUUCUACUCUCCUGCUCGGACACCGGGUUCCUGGAGCUGACGGCUUUCAUCUUGGCAUUGGGGACAUUACUGGUCACCUUGGUAUUAGUGGCCGUGUCCUACACAGCCAUCGCCCGCACCAUCCUGAGACUGUCCUCUACUCAGCAGAAGAGAAAAGACUUUUCCACUUGCUCCUCCUACACAGUCGUGGUCUCCAUCAUAUAUGGCAGCUGCAUCUUUAUGUAUAUGAAACCGUCUGCCAAGGACAGGGUGGACAUGACCAAGGGAGUGGCCGUGCUCUACACUACCGUGGUCACCAUGCUGAACCCCUUCAUCUACACUCUUCGGAACCAGCAGGUCAAAGCAGGCCAUCAGCGACCUGGUGCACAGGUUGAAUUUUCCACCAAGGGGUGUGAUCCCGGACGAAAUCCAGAAUCAGCGAUGAGAAAUCAGACCUCAGUGACCGAGUUCAUCUUCUUGGGUCUGACGGACAAUCCAGACCGGAAGAAUGUCAUCUUCUUAUUCCUGCUACUCAAAAUUUCGUUUACAUCGGUCACCAUUCCCGAACUGCUGGUGGGUAUUUCGACCGGGGACAGGACCAUUUCCUAUAAUGCUUUUGUCAUUCAGUUUUUCUUCGUCAUCUUCUUGGGGGAGACAGAAAUCUUUCUCCUGGCUGCCAUGUCCUACAACCGCUAUGUCGCCAUCUGCCAGCCGCUACAUUACUUGACCAUCAUGAGCCGGAGACAACUGCAUAUUCAUGCACAUCAGCCAUCCCCCGAGGAAAGUUUAGACUUCAACAAGAGGGUGCCGGUGCCAAACAUCUCCGUGGCCCCCAUGCUGAACCCCUUUAUCUACACCCUACGAAACCAGCAGGUGAAGCAGGCCAUCAGGGACGUAGCCAAGAGGGCGAUUUUCUUUAAGAAGAAAUAA
Molecule: messenger RNA, 1149 nt
Organism: Tachyglossus aculeatus (Australian echidna)
Lineage: Eukaryota; Metazoa; Chordata; Mammalia; Monotremata; Tachyglossidae
Product: olfactory receptor 6C65-like
Exons: 6
Coding region: 1-1149 (382 amino acids)
Biological process (GO): G protein-coupled receptor signaling pathway
Cellular component (GO): membrane
Molecular function (GO): G protein-coupled receptor activity; olfactory receptor activity
Source: RefSeq, a predicted model, not a curated record